AUGACAAUCACCUUCCCAAAAGAGUUCAUUGGUGAAGACUUGGACGUAUGCACCCUGGCGCUGGUAGUCCCGGAUGUCAAACCCGGAUUCUACUCCCCAGUCCUAAUUGGGAUGAACACCCUGGAGCCAUUGUAUGAACAGCGCCUGGAGAGUGAAUGUGCCAGCUACCAACCAUCUCAGCACGGCUACAGAGCAGUCAUACAGUUACUCCAGCUGCGGCACCAGCAGACCCAAAGAGCCAGCGAUGGUGUUGUGCGAUUGGCCAGUAAAUCCCCAGUCCAAAUUCCAGCAGGCCACACCCUGGUUGUUGAAGGGUCCAUCCAUGCCAGUCCACCACCUGUCUGCAAAUAUGCUCUAAUCGAACAACCAGCCACGCCACUGCCUGGAGGCCUCUGUGUAAAAAGCUGCCUAGUAACACUGCCCAGCCACUCUUCACACAAGAUUCCAAUCUUCAUCACCAAUGAAUCAAAACAGACCAUCACACUCCAGCCACUGAGUGUCAUCUCUGAACUCACAAUGUCACCCCAGAUCCUAUCACACUCCGUUUCCACUAAUACACAGCCAAAAGAAGUCAAGUUGGAGUUUGACUUUGGAGACUCUCCAAUUCCUCCAGAGUGGAAAGCCAGAAUCAUCUCCAAGCUUGAACAAAUCCCUGACGUUUUCUCCCACCACGACUUGGACUUCGGACGCACCGACCGUGUCAGACAUCACAUCCGCCUCCAUGACGACACUCCCUUCAAACACCGAGCUCGUCCCAUCCACCCUCGUGACAUCGAGGCAGUCCGUGACCAUCUGCGGGACCUGUUGGAGACAGGGGUAAUACGUGAGUCGGAGUCCCCCUUUUCAUCACCAAUCGUGGUCGUCCGGAAGAAGAACGGAGACGUGAGGCUGUGUAUUGAUUACCGGAAACUCAACCUCCACACCAUCAAGGACGCGUACGCACUACCAAACCUGGAAGAAUCCUUCUCAGCUCUCACUGGUUCACGUUGGUUCAGCGUCCUCGAUCUGAAGUCAGGAUAUUACCAAAUCGAAAUGGCAGAGGCUGAUAAACCCAAAACAGCAUUCGUGACUCCGCUAGGCUUUUGGGAAUUCAACCGGAUGCCACAGGGCGUAACCAACGCACCGAGCACUUUCCAAAGGCUUAUGGAGAGGUGUAUGGGCGACCUACAUCUAAAAGAAGUUCUUGUCUUCCUUGACGAUCUGAUUAUUUUCUCCAACACCCUCGAAGAACACGAAAGUCGUCUGUUGAGAGUACUCCAGCGCUUGAAAAACUAUGGCCUCAAAUUGUCACCAGAGAAGUGCAAGUUCUUCCAAACCUCUGUGCGCUAUCUCGGCCAUAUCGUCUCGGAGCAGGGUGUGGAGACAGACCCCGAGAAGAUCAAUGCCCUGAAGUCCUGGCCAGUUCCGCGGACCCUCAAGGAAUUGAGGUCCUUCCUAGGCUUUGCGGGAUACUACCGCAGAUUUAUCCAUGGCUAUGCCGCCAUCGCCAAGCCCUUGAACGAUCUGACUAGGGGGUACACCCCAACCCGUCGCCAAAGCCGUAAAUCCUCUCCCAAGCCUUGCCUCGACGCCAAACAACCAUUUAAUGACCGGUGGACAACAGAAUGCCAACACUCCUUUGAAACAUUGAUCGAUCAACUCACAACAGCCCCAGUACUUGGAUUUGCAAAUCCAAAGGAACCUUACAUCCUGCACACAGAUGCCAGCACGACAGGUCUUGGAGCUGCACUGUAUCAAGAGCAGGAUGGAAAGCUACGGGUGAUAGCAUACGCUAGUCGGGGACUGUCCACGAGUGAAACCAGAUAUCCGGCACAUAAACUGGAAUUCUUAGCUCUAAAAUGGAGUGUAACUGAGAAAUUUCAUGAUUACCUCUAUGGCUCGAAGUUCACCGUCAUCACUGAUAACAACCCAUUAACUUACAUUCUGACAUCUGCUAAACUUGAUGCUGCCAGCCAUAGGUGGCUUGCUGCAUUGUCAACAUACGAUUUCAAGCUACAGUACCGAGCAGGAAAUCAGAACAAGGAUGCCGACGCACUCUCCCGUCGUCCACAUCUCCAGCCAGCUGACGCCCACAGUCAAAAAGAAUGGGACCUGGUCCAACAGUUCACCCGUGACCACGUUGACCCUGACAACCCAGUCCACCUUCCUCCAGAUGUGGUGGCCGCCGUUUGUCACAGCUCACUGCUAAGAACUUCAAGUCCUGAAGCUCCCCCAGAGAGCUGCAUUGCCCUGGUGGAAUCACUAAGCAUGUCUGUCAACGUCAUCCCAGACAACUUCGCCAACGAGUCCCACCAGGGAUUACCAGUGGUGCCAUCUUUAUCUCACCUCGACCUCAGAGAAAAGCAGAGAGCAGAUCCCAGUCUACGAGAGGUGAUUUACCAGCUUGAGACUGGUGAAAAAGUCCCCCCGACUGUUCGGACAGAGUUGCCAGAUGUCGCCCUAUUGCUGAGGGACUUGAACCGUCUGGAACUCCAAGAUGAUCUCCUAUACCGGAGAAGGCAAGAUGGAGAAAAUAUAACUUUCCAACUCGUGCUGCCAGAGGAGCUGCGCCCAGUGGUCCUUACCAGUCUCCAUGAUGAUAUGGGCCACAUGGGGGUGGAAAGAACGCUUGACCUUGUGAGAUCCCGGUUCUUCUGGCCACGCAUGGCAGCAGAUGUUGACACCAAGAUUAAGACAUGCAACCGCUGCAUUCGACGGAAAGCACUUCCUGAAAGAGCUGCACCUCUGAUAAACAUCAAGACCAGUCGGCCCCUGGAACUGCUGUGCAUGGACUAUCUCACGCUUGAGCCCGAUCGAAGUAACACAAAAGACAUUCUCGUUCUCACAGACCAUUUCACCAAAUACGCCGUGGCCAUUCCAACUGCCAACCAAAAGGCGAAGACUGUUGCUAAAUGUCUGUGGGAGAACUUCAUCGUGCACUAUGGCAUCCCCGAACGCCUGCACACCGAUCAAGGGCCAGAUUUCGAAUCCCAUCUAAUCAAAGAACUCUGUGACAUUGCAGGUAUCGAGAAGACCCGAACCACACCAUACCAUCCUCGUGGUAACCCCGUCGAGAGGUUCAAUCGAACGCUGCUCAGCAUGUUGGGUACUCUGGAGCCCGAACAGAAGAAAAGAUGGAAGGAGUAUGUAAAGCCGCUGGUCCACGCAUACAACUGUACCAGAAACGAAGUAACGGGCUACACUCCCUACGAGCUCAUGUUUGGACGCUCUCCAAGGCUACCUGUCGACCUCGCCUUUGGCCUUCCAGCUCGAGGUGCACCAUUAACCUCUCACUCGCAGUAUGUGCAGAAUCUCCGCUCUCGCCUGGAAGAAAGUUACCAACUUGCGUCCAAAAAUGCAGCAAAAUCAGCCGAACGAAACAAAACUCGUUUUGAUCAACGCAUCAAACCAUCCGCCUUGGAAGAAGGAGAUCGAGUACUCGUCCGGAACGUACGACUCCGUGGCAAACACAAAUUAGAAGACAAAUGGGAGAAGGACAUUUACGUUGUUGUCAAACGUGCUGGUGACCUCCCUGUUUAUACUGUGCGACCUGAAACUGAUUCAUCUGGACGUACCCGAACUCUCCAUCGUGACCUCCUACUUCCAUGUGGUUUCUUACCUGAAAGCCAAGAACCUGAACCGCCACCCAUUACAACUGCACGCAGACCUCAAACCCGAAGUCUACAGAAACCAGUUGUGGAUCCAGAAGAAUGUUCGAGUGAAGAAGAGGAGUGGAUUUCUCCUCGAGUUUCAAUUUCACAGCCAGUGAAGUUCAACGUUGAAAACACCGUUCCUAUCACAUCCUCAACCAGUCGUGAUGCAGUCCUACUGNCUUCAUGUGUAACCCAGGUGAUUAAAUCCUGUCAAAACAUCUCUCUCUCUCCAUCUACACCUGUGUCUCCUAUCUCCCACUAUGGGACGUUAAAACUCGCGGUGUUUGGCGUGUUCUCGCGGGAUCUCCGCGUCACCAAAUCACGUGGGUCCGCCAGACCAAUCGUCAUCAUGCUCUCGGUGACGUCAUUCAAUCACGUGACGCUGCGCGCGCCAAUCGCGGGCGCUUAUGAUGCCGCUGAGAUUCAGUGCGUGUUAGGUGCUGUUGGGGGCUGGAUGAGAGUCGAGCUGCAGGAGCCUUCUACCGAGUCCAAACCCGCGUCAAAAAGCGCAUAUGAACGGCGUAGUCCGCGGAAACUGGCCAGAUUGUUAACGUAUCGAUGGCGAGCUAAAAGGAGCAGGCCCCGAGCCUACAGAGCCUACAGAGCCUACAGAGCCUACAGAGCCUACAGAACCUACAGAAGUAUUGCAGAGUCGCACCUCUCCUGCCGGGCCGGACAGGGCUAUGCGGAGGUCCUCAAGGGUGUCAUGUCUCUGCUGGGCCAGUCCAUCACCGAGCUUAGCCCAACACCACCAGUGAAGACUCUGCCAGAAGUGAGUGCCAGUGUGAUGUCAUCACCACCCGGGGUCACACCUCCAGACCAACUCGAUGCUGCCACCUACAGCCUACCAGGUGCAACAGCCCCCAUACCAGAUGUAAAGGAGGAAUUGCCACAGCCCCAAACACCACCAGAUCCUGCUGCUCAACACACAUCCAUGCCAAGACCGUCACUUCCAGCUAUGUCUCUUCCUGACCUGAACCCACCUGGGGUCCAACGAGGCUCCGAUCCUUUUCCGGCCGCAUUCCAAGACCCCAACACGAAACCGACUUUGAAACUUGGCGUUCUGGUGUCGACCUACUGCUACGAGAUCCAGCAGUUUCAGAUCUACAACGCUCAAGAAAAAUUGUCGAAAAUCCUCGACUCUGCUUACGGAACCGUCCAAGAUGGUGAUGAACUGUAUGCCAAAUUCAUGGAAAUGUUUCAAGACGCUGGUGAGAAGCCCUCUGCAUACUUGCAACGCUUGCAGGUUGCGCUCAACUUAACUUUGAAGAGAGGAGGGGUCUCAGCCACAGAUUUAGAUCGCCAUCUACUCAAUCAGUUUUGUCGGGGCUGCUGGGACAACACACUCAUAUCAGAACUCCAAUUAAAACAACGCAAAUCCCACCCACCAUCCUUUGCUGAGUUUUUACUGUUACUACGAACUGAAGAAGACAGAGAGGCCGCUAAGACCCAACGUAUGAAGCAGCACCUCGGCUCAAAAGCCAGAGCCGGAGCGCAUGCCCAAUACGCUCAUGCUACAUCUGAAGAAUCCAAAGUCGAUGCACUGACUACCAUCACACAGCAGCUCGCCCAACAGCUAGCAGACAUACAAAAGCAGUUGGCGUCCCUCACUGCUGCCCAGUCCGGCCAGAAGCAGCCUCCUCCGUCCAAACCCACUCACGUCAGCAAACUUGGUGAAAGCUUGAAAUCCAGCAAACAAUACCGUUCCUCCCACAAAUCUCCAACUGCAGGUCCAAAGCCAGGCUACUGUUACAACUGUGGUGAAGACGGACACAUAAAGACACAUUGUGAUAAUGAACCCAACCCAGCACUUGUAGCCAUGAAAAAGAAGCAACUCAUCUUUAAACUAGUGCAAGUUCCUGUUGAGGGGCAAACAGGAGCUGUUGAGGACCAACCACGUCCCACAAAGCAACCACGAGUGAAAUGCAACACCAAGUCACAUGUCACAUCAACAGAAACCACCCGUCUGCCUAGAGGCUUAAUCGGAUCCAAAUGCACAGGCCAAGUAACCAUUGCUGGACAAGAUUUCCACUGCUUACUGGACACCGGAUCUCAAGUAACCACCAUACCCAUUUCUGUCUACAAUCAACAUUUCUCACAUCAACCCGUGAAGCCAUUGUGUGAGUUGUUACAAGUAGAAGGAGCCGCCGGACAAGAAGUUCCAUAUCUGGGCUAUAUCGAAAUGACAAUCACCUUCCCAAAAGAGUUCAUUGGUGAAGACUUGGACGUAUGCACCCUGGCGCUGGUAGUCCCGGAUGUCAAACCCGGAUUCUACUCCCCAGUCCUAAUUGGGAUGAACACCCUGGAGCCAUUGUUGUAUGAACAGCGCCUGGAGAGUGAAUGUGCCAGCUACCAACCAUCUCAGCACGGCUACAGAGCAGUCAUACAGUUACUCCAGCUGCGGCACCAGCAGACCCAAAGAGCCAGCGAUGGUGUUGUGCGAUUGGCCAGUAAAUCCCCAGUCCAAAUUCCAGCAGGCCACACCCUGGUUGUUGAAGGGUCCAUCCAUGCCAGUCCACCACCUGUCUGCAAAUAUGCUCUAAUCGAACAACCAGCCACGCCACUGCCUGGAGGCCUCUGUGUAAAAAGCUGCCUAGUAACACUGCCCAGCCACUCUUCACACAAGAUUCCAAUCUUCAUCACCAAUGAAUCAAAACAGACCAUCACACUCCAGCCACUGAGUGUCAUCUCUGAACUCACAAUGUCACCCCAGAUCCUAUCACACUCCGUUUCCACUAAUACACAGCCAAAAGAAGUCAAGUUGGAGUUUGACUUUGGAGACUCUCCAAUUCCUCCAGAGUGGAAAGCCAGAAUCAUCUCCAAGCUUGAACAAAUCCCUGACGUUUUCUCCCACCACGACUUGGACUUCGGACGCACCGACCGUGUCAGACAUCACAUCCGCCUCCAUGACGACACUCCCUUCAAACACCGAGCUCGUCCCAUCCACCCUCGUGACAUCGAGGCAGUCCGUGACCAUCUGCGGGACCUGUUGGAGACAGGGGUAAUACGUGAGUCGGAGUCCCCCUUUUCAUCACCAAUCGUGGUCGUCCGGAAGAAGAACGGAGACGUGAGGCUGUGUAUUGAUUACCGGAAACUCAACCUCCACACCAUCAAGGACGCGUACGCACUACCAAACCUGGAAGAAUCCUUCUCAGCUCUCACUGGUUCACGUUGGUUCAGCGUCCUCGAUCUGAAGUCAGGAUAUUACCAAAUCGAAAUGGCAGAGGCUGAUAAACCCAAAACAGCAUUCGUGACUCCGCUAGGCUUUUGGGAAUUCAACCGGAUGCCACAGGGCGUAACCAACGCACCGAGCACUUUCCAAAGGCUUAUGGAGAGGUGUAUGGGCGACCUACAUCUAAAAGAAGUUCUUGUCUUCCUUGACGAUCUGAUUAUUUUCUCCAACACCCUCGAAGAACACGAAAGUCGUCUGUUGAGAGUACUCCAGCGCUUGAAAAACUAUGGCCUCAAAUUGUCACCAGAGAAGUGCAAGUUCUUCCAAACCUCUGUGCGCUAUCUCGGCCAUAUCGUCUCGGAGCAGGGUGUGGAGACAGACCCCGAGAAGAUCAAUGCCCUGAAGUCCUGGCCAGUUCCGCGGACCCUCAAGGAAUUGAGGUCCUUCCUAGGCUUUGCGGGAUACUACCGCAGAUUUAUCCAUGGCUAUGCCGCCAUCGCCAAGCCCUUGAACGAUCUGACUAGGGGGUACACCCCAACCCGUCGCCAAAGCCGUAAAUCCUCUCCCAAGCCUUGCCUCGACGCCAAACAACCAUUUAAUGACCGGUGGACAACAGAAUGCCAACACUCCUUUGAAACAUUGAUCGAUCAACUCACAACAGCCCCAGUACUUGGAUUUGCAAAUCCAAAGGAACCUUACAUCCUGCACACAGAUGCCAGCACGACAGGUCUUGGAGCUGCACUGUAUCAAGAGCAGGAUGGAAAGCUACGGGUGAUAGCAUACGCUAGUCGGGGACUGUCCACGAGUGAAACCAGAUAUCCGGCACAUAAACUGGAAUUCUUAGCUCUAAAAUGGAGUGUAACUGAGAAAUUUCAUGAUUACCUCUAUGGCUCGAAGUUCACCGUCAUCACUGAUAACAACCCAUUAACUUACAUUCUGACAUCUGCUAAACUUGAUGCUGCCAGCCAUAGGUGGCUUGCUGCAUUGUCAACAUACGAUUUCAAGCUACAGUACCGAGCAGGAAAUCAGAACAAGGAUGCCGACGCACUCUCCCGUCGUCCACAUCUCCAGCCAGCUGACGCCCACAGUCAAAAAGAAUGGGACCUGGUCCAACAGUUCACCCGUGACCACGUUGACCCUGACAACCCAGUCCACCUUCCUCCAGAUGUGGUGGCCGCCGUUUGUCACAGCUCACUGCUAAGAACUUCAAGUCCUGAAGCUCCCCCAGAGAGCUGCAUUGCCCUGGUGGAAUCACUAAGCAUGUCUGUCAACGUCAUCCCAGACAACUUCGCCAACGAGUCCCACCAGGGAUUACCAGUGGUGCCAUCUUUAUCUCACCUCGACCUCAGAGAAAAGCAGAGAGCAGAUCCCAGUCUACGAGAGGUGAUUUACCAGCUUGAGACUGGUGAAAAAGUCCCCCCGACUGUUCGGACAGAGUUGCCAGAUGUCGCCCUAUUGCUGAGGGACUUGAACCGUCUGGAACUCCAAGAUGAUCUCCUAUACCGGAGAAGGCAAGAUGGAGAAAAUAUAACUUUCCAACUCGUGCUGCCAGAGGAGCUGCGCCCAGUGGUCCUUACCAGUCUCCAUGAUGAUAUGGGCCACAUGGGGGUGGAAAGAACGCUUGACCUUGUGAGAUCCCGGUUCUUCUGGCCACGCAUGGCAGCAGAUGUUGACACCAAGAUUAAGACAUGCAACCGCUGCAUUCGACGGAAAGCACUUCCUGAAAGAGCUGCACCUCUGAUAAACAUCAAGACCAGUCGGCCCCUGGAACUGCUGUGCAUGGACUAUCUCACGCUUGAGCCCGAUCGAAGUAACACAAAAGACAUUCUCGUUCUCACAGACCAUUUCACCAAAUACGCCGUGGCCAUUCCAACUGCCAACCAAAAGGCGAAGACUGUUGCUAAAUGUCUGUGGGAGAACUUCAUCGUGCACUAUGGCAUCCCCGAACGCCUGCACACCGAUCAAGGGCCAGAUUUCGAAUCCCAUCUAAUCAAAGAACUCUGUGACAUUGCAGGUAUCGAGAAGACCCGAACCACACCAUACCAUCCUCGUGGUAACCCCGUCGAGAGGUUCAAUCGAACGCUGCUCAGCAUGUUGGGUACUCUGGAGCCCGAACAGAAGAAAAGAUGGAAGGAGUAUGUAAAGCCGCUGGUCCACGCAUACAACUGUACCAGAAACGAAGUAACGGGCUACACUCCCUACGAAGCU
Messenger RNA from Boleophthalmus pectinirostris (great blue-spotted mudskipper), 9012 nucleotides. RefSeq lists its product as uncharacterized. Gene Ontology annotation, biological process: DNA integration; proteolysis. Lineage: Eukaryota; Metazoa; Chordata; Actinopteri; Gobiiformes; Gobiidae. The record is from RefSeq and is a predicted model, not a curated record. The transcript has 8 exons. The annotation marks the transcript as partial. Gene Ontology annotation, molecular function: zinc ion binding; nucleic acid binding; aspartic-type endopeptidase activity.